Procambarus clarkii (red swamp crayfish) is the source of this 2459-nucleotide messenger RNA. RefSeq names its product minichromosome maintenance 7 (gene Mcm7). Gene Ontology annotation, cellular component: MCM complex; nucleus. The record is from RefSeq and is a predicted model, not a curated record. Lineage: Eukaryota; Metazoa; Arthropoda; Malacostraca; Decapoda; Cambaridae. Gene Ontology annotation, molecular function: ATP binding; single-stranded DNA helicase activity; single-stranded DNA binding. Gene Ontology annotation, biological process: DNA strand elongation involved in DNA replication; DNA replication; DNA replication initiation.
UGACCAUUAUUACUAAAGUAUUUCGCGCCAAAAGUUGAGAGCAGCGCCCGGGAGAGAGAGGGAUUGUUGUUGUCAUUUUCCUCCACUAAACUCCCUUCAAACCUUCGCCUCAGACGUUAUUAUGGCUGCUAAGGCUCGUGACUAUGACCAAGAGAAGGAAGCAAUAAAGCGAUUCCUGGCCGAAUUUCAUAAUGUUGGUGAAGAUGGUCGGAAACACUUCAAAUAUGCUGCUCAGAUGGUCAAGGUUGCACACCGUGAGCAAGUGAACUUGACCAUUGAUAUUGAUGAUGUUGUGGAAUUUGACCCUGAUAUGGCAGAAGCAAUGGUGGCGAAUAGUCGUCGAUACAUUAAUCUUUUCUCUGAGGCUGUUUAUGAAUUGCUUCCUGAUUACAAACAGAAAGAGACUGUGGCUAGAGAUGCUUUGGAUGUGUACAUUGAGCAUCGUCUGAUGAUGGAGCAGCGCCUGCGCCAGCCUGGAGAGACUCGAGAUAUUCGUAACAGAUAUCCACCAGAGUUAAUUAGGAGAUUUGAGAUUUGCUUCAAAGCACCAUCUACACAGAAGACUCUAUCUAUCCGCAAUGUUAAGGCUUCUCAUGUUGGCAAGCUGGUGAUGGUGCGCGGUAUUGUAACAAGAUGCACAGAAGUUAAACCAAUGAUGCAGGUGGCCACUUACACCUGUGAUCAGUGUGGUGCCGAGACCUACCAGCCUAUUCAAUCUACAAGCUUCAUGCCCCAUUUAUUGUGCCCAAGUGAAGAUUGUCGUGUAAAUAAAUCCGGUGGGCGCUUGUACUUGCAAACACGUGGAUCAAAGUUUGUUAAGUUCCAAGAUAUAAAAGUUCAGGAGCACUCGGACCAGGUGCCUAUUGGCAACAUCCCACGCUCUCUGACAGUUAUGUGCCGUGGAGAACAGACACGGCUCUGCCAGCCGGGUGAUCAUGUUGCAAUCACGGGUGUAUUCAUGCCUCUCCUACGUCAGGGGUUCCGUGCUAUGAUGCAAGGCCUUCUCUCUGACACGUAUCUUGAAGCUCAUCGCAUCAUUAAAAUGAACAAAAUGGAGGAUGAUGAGCUUGGAGCAGAAGAGUUAACAGAAGCAGAAAUCAAGCAAAUUGCUGAGGAAGACUUCUAUGAUAAACUUGCAACCUCCAUUGCUCCAGAAAUCUAUGGCCAUGAAGAUGUUAAGAAGGCUCUUUUACUUUUACUAGUUGGUGGUGUAGAUUGUCACCCCAAUGGCAUGAAGAUACGUGGCAGCAUUAACAUUUGCCUAAUGGGUGACCCUGGUGUGGCCAAGUCUCAGCUUCUCUCAUACAUUGAUCGUCUUGCCCCACGCAGUCAGUAUACCACUGGUCGAGGUUCCACAGGGGUGGGUCUGACCGCGGCAGUUAUGAAGGAUCCUUUAACAGGAGAGAUGACACUUGAAGGAGGAGCACUGGUGUUAGCAGAUCAGGGAAUUUGCUGCAUUGAUGAAUUUGACAAAAUGGCUGAUGCUGAUCGUACUGCCAUCCAUGAGGUUAUGGAACAGCAGACAAUUUCCAUUGCUAAGGCAGGUAUCAUGACAAGUCUUAAUGCUCGUGUAAGUAUCCUUGCUGCAGCCAAUCCUGCUUAUGGUCGGUAUAAUCCCAAGAAAACUGUUGAACAAAACAUUCAGUUGCCUGCUGCCCUCCUGUCACGUUUUGAUUUACUGUGGCUUAUCCAAGACAGACCUGAUCGGGAGAAUGAUCUAAGGUUGGCUCAGCACAUUACUUACGUCCACCAACACUGCUGCCAGCCACCCACACAGUUCAAGCCACUCGACAUGAAAUUGAUGCGGCGGUAUAUUGCUCUUUGCAAAAAGAAGCAACCAACAAUUCCAGAGAAUCUUACAGAUUACAUUGUCUCGGCAUACGUAGAGAUGCGUAAAGAAGCUCGCAAUAGCAAAGACAUGACUUUUACCUCGGCACGUACUCUUCUGGCUGUUUUGCGUCUCUCUACUGCAUUGGCUCGACUCAGGCUUGUCGAUUCUGUUGAGAAAGAGGAUGUGAAUGAGGCCAUGAGACUUAUGGAAAUGAGUAAAGAUUCACUCAAUCAUAGUGAUGAGAGGACUGGGAAGGCACAGACAGUUACUGAUAAGAUCUUCACACUUAUUCGUGAAGUUGCUGGAGACAGUCGUGUAGUGAAGCUUGGAGAAGUAAUUGAACGUUGUACUAGCAAAGGCUACAAGCCAGACCAGGUAAAUGAGUGCAUUGAAGAAUAUGAAGAGCUGAAUGUGUGGCAGUUAAAUCAAGCUCGCACCAAACUCACAUUUGUGUAAAGGAUGUUUAUUUUAUAAAGGCUGUCCACAUUUCCAGUAGCAAAACUGGAUUUACAAUUUGAUCAAGGCAGUAAUAAAUUUUCACCUCGUUAAAGUUGAAAUGCAUGCCCAUAAAUAUAUUUUGAAUAUUAAAGUGUGAUCUUGUACUUGUAUGUAAUAAAACAAAUGAGAU